Salvia splendens (bonfire salvia) is the source of this 4860-nucleotide messenger RNA. RefSeq lists its product as uncharacterized. Lineage: Eukaryota; Viridiplantae; Streptophyta; Magnoliopsida; Lamiales; Lamiaceae. Gene Ontology annotation, biological process: cell surface receptor signaling pathway; protein phosphorylation. Gene Ontology annotation, molecular function: ATP binding; polysaccharide binding; calcium ion binding. Gene Ontology annotation, cellular component: plasma membrane. Bases 86 to 4684 code for a protein of 1532 amino acids. The record is from RefSeq and is a predicted model, not a curated record. The transcript is spliced from 9 exons.
UAUUAUAAUGAUGUUGACAUUUAUAUACUAAUUCUUAUAUACACAAAGGAAUUAGCAUACUACAAUUCUUGGCAAAGACAAUCAAAUGCAAAUGAUAUAUCUUCACUUGAUUUUCUUCUUCUUUGCUCUUCUUCGUCCACUACCUUCAUCUCCUAGCCCAUACCAUAAACCAAAUUGCCCUGAUCGUUGUGGGAAUGUAACAAUUCCAUAUCCCUUCGGAGUCGGGUCGGGUUGCUCGCUCGGGUACUCGUUUAACAUCACUUGCAACACCUCCACCACCCCUCCAAAACCCUAUCUCAACAUCAAAAAAUAUAAUUUAGAAGUGGUUGAGAUAAGAGCUGAUAACCCGACCCGGAUCCGGAUCCGGUACCCCUACCUGAUUUAUGGAGUUUGCUAUAAUCUAACCUCAGGCAACAAAACGUGGAGGGAGGAGAACUACAUUGAUUUGUCGGAGACCCAAUAUACGUUGUCGGAAAACAACUGGCUGACUACCAUUGGCUGCGAUGACUUUCCGGCGGUGACUACAAAUCGGGGCCAAGAAUACUACCUCGAUGCCUGCGUUGGCUUCUGUUCAAGAAAUAGGUCUACUGUCGGCGUCUGCCCGAACAACGACGACAGCAAUUCCGUCGGCGAGGGCUGUUGCCGGGUACCCAUUGCCAAAGGUACCUGGUUCCUUUAUAUGGGUUUAGAUGACCUGACUAAAAUCGUGAACCGUACAAGGUUAUUCCCUUGCAGCUAUGGCUUUGUGAAGGAGAAGGGAAGCAUCAAGAAACCUGCCUACGAGUAUGAUCUCAGCAUCCUGCGGCAACAGCAAACCUCCAAAAAAAGUCAAUGGCCGCAGGUGGUUAGUCUGGAUUGGAGGAUCGGCGACCAGAACUGCUCUCGAGCACGCCUGAACUCGACUUAUGCAUGUCAAGCUAACUCUCAUUGUGUUGAUUUUUGUGCCGAGACGAGCGGAUACCUUUGCAACUGCUCGCAAGGAUAUACCGGCAAUCCAUACCUCUACCAAGGCUGCACAGAUAUAAAUGAAUGUGAUGAUAAUCCAUGUGGUCCACAUUCGCAAUGCAAGAAUGUUCCCGGCUCUUUUAGUUGUACGUGUGAUAGUGGAUAUAAUGGUGAUGGAAAGAAGGGUGAAAGUGGUUGCACAAACACUAUCAAAUUUGUCCUAAUAGGUUUAGGUUCUGCGUUGGGACUUCUACAACUUCUUUUACUGUGUUUUUGGCUGCGUAAGGUGUUUGAAAAGAGGAAGAAUAGAAAGCGCAAAGAAGAUCUCUUCAAACACCUUCUCCUCCUCCAAAAACAAACAGGUGAGGGGUCAUUUGGAAGAACCAAACUUUUCACUGCAAAAGAGUUGGAGAAAGCCACCGAUCACUUCAACAAGAGCCGCAUCUGCGGACGAGGAGGGCAAGGCAUUGUCUACAAAGGCAUGUUAUCCGAUGGCACAAUCGUGGCAAUCAAGAAACUAAACAAGGUUGAUGAGAACCAACUUGAGCAGUUCAUCAAUGAGGUCUUGAUACUGUCGCAAAUCAAUCACAAGAACGUGGUCAAGUUGUUAGGGUGUUGUCUCGCGACUAAGGAUCCUCUUCUUGUCUACGAGUUCUUACCAAAUGGGACGCUUUUCGAUUUCAUUCAUGAUCCUAAGCCUGAAUUCCCGCUCACAUGGAACAUACGAUUGAAAAUAGCCACAGAUGUAUCGGGAGCACUGGCUUACUUACACUCUGCAUCUUCUGUACCUAUCUAUCACAGAGACAUCAAGUCUACUAAUAUCCUUCUGGAUGAAAAAUACAUUGUCAAAGUGUCGGAUUUUGGAAUUUCCAAACUUGUUGAAGUGGACCAGACUCAUCUAACUACCCUAGUGAAAGGGACGUUUGGGUAUUUAGAUCCAGAGUAUUACCAAACAAGUCAAUAUACAGAAAAGAGCGACGUUUACAGCUUUGGAGUAGUACUUCUAGAACUUCUAACAGGGCAACGACCGAUAUCAAUGGAGAGAACGGAGAUGAGAAGAAACUUGGCUUCACAUUUUCUUGCAUAUAUAGGAGCAGACAACCUUGACGCCAUUUUAGACGCCCAGGUUCUGGAGGAAGGUAGAAAAGACGAGGUUAUUGCAGUUGCAAGGCUUGCACGAAGAUGCUUGAAUGUUAGGGGGCAAAUGCGACCAACUAUGAAAGAAGAAAGUUUAGUAAUGUCCCAAACACAUCCAGCUAAUGAUAUGGAGCUCGAAGAAGAAGCAAUAGUGUCUGAAGCAAAGGACAUGGAGUACUCAUGGACAAGCCAUGAUCAUUGUAUUUCCACAUCAUCAUCGGAUGCACAUCCCUUGAUGUCUAUAUUCCUAAGCCCACAACAAAUCCAACAUACUACUACUCUUGGCAAAGGCAUUCAAAUGCAAAUGAUAUAUCUUCACUUAAUUUUCUUCUUCUUUGCUCUUCUUCGUCCACUACCUUCAUCUCCUAUCCCAUACCAUAAACCUGGCUGCCCCGCCCGAUGUGGGAAUGUAACAAUUCCAUAUCCCUUCGGAAUCGGGCCGCGUUGCUCGCUCGAGCCAUCGUUUAACAUCACUUGCAACACCUCCACCACCCCUCCCAAACCCUACCUCAGUCUCAACGCCAGUAGAGUUAACUUAGAAGUGGUUGAGAUAAGAAGUGAUGACCCGAGCCGGAUCCGGAUCCGGUACCCGUACCUGCUUUAUGGAGUUUGCUAUAAUCUAGCAUCAGGCAACGGAACGUGGAGAUAUCGGAGGGGGAUUAACUUGUCGAAGACCCAAUAUACGUUGUCGGAAAACAACUGGCUGAUUGCCGUUGGCUGCGAUGACUUUGGGGAGACCAUUACAUUUCGGGGCCAAGAAUCCUUCUUGGACCCAGGACACCUCGAUGCCUGCGUAGGCUUCUGUUCAGGUAAUAGGUCUGCUGUCGGAGUUUGCCCGAACAACGAUGACAGCAACUCCGUCGGCGAGGGCUGUUGCCGGGUACCCAUGGCCAAAGGUACCUGGUACCUUAGUAUCGGUUUGUUUGACCUGACUAAAAUCGUGAAUCGCAAGAGGCUUUUCCCUUGUAGCUAUGCCUUUGUGAAGGAGAAGGGAAUCAUCAACAAACCUACCUACACAUAUGAUUCCAGCAUCCUGCAGCAAAGCUCCGCAGCGUUCUCCCAAAAAAAUCAAUGGCAGCAGGUGGUUAGUCUGGAUUGGAGGAUCGGCGACCGUAACUGCUCUCGAGCACGCAGAAACUCGACUUAUGCAUGUCAAGCUAACUCUCAUUGCGUUGAUUUUGGUGCUGACAUUGAGGGAUAUCUUUGCAACUGCUCACAUGGAUAUGUCGGCAAUCCAUACCUCUACCCCGGCUGCACAGAUAUAAAUGAAUGUGAUGAUAAUCCAUGUGCUCCACAUGCGCAAUGCAAGAAUGUUCCCGGCUCUUUUAGUUGUACGUGUGAUAGUGGAUAUAAUGGUGACGGAAAGAAGGGUGGGAGUGGUUGCACAAGCUCAAUCAAAUUUGUCCUGAUAGGUUUAGGUUCUGCGUUGGGACUUCUACUACUUAUUUUACUAUGUUUUUACAUGCGUAAGGUGUUUGAGAAGAGGAAGAAUAGAAAGCGCAAAGAAGAUCUCUUCAAACACCUUCUUCUCCUCCAAAAACAAACAGGUGAGGGGUCAUUUGGAAGAACCAAACUUUUCACUGCAAAAGAGUUGGAGAAAGCCACUGAUCACUUCAACAAGAGCCGAAUCUGCGGACGAGGAGGGCAAGGCAUUGUCUACAAAGGCAUGUUAUCCGAUGGCGCAAUCGUGGCAAUCAAGAAACUAAACAAGGUUGAUGAGAACCAACUUGAGCAGUUCAUCAAUGAGGUCUUGAUACUGUCGCAAAUCAAUCACAAGAACGUGGUCAAGUUAUUAGGGUGUUGUCUCGCGACUCAGGAUCCUCUUCUUGUCUACGAGUUCUUACCAAAUGGGACUCUUUUCGAUUUCAUUCAUGAUCCAAAACCCGAAUUCCCGCUCACAUGGAACAUGCGUUUGAAAAUAGCCACAGAUGUAGCGGGAGCACUGGCUUACUUACACUCUGCAUCUUCUGUACCUAUCUAUCACAGAGACAUCAAGUCUACUAAUAUCCUUCUGGAUGAAAAGUACAUUGUCAAAGUGUCGGAUUUUGGAAUUUCCAAACUUGCUGAAGCGGACCAGACUCAUCUAACUACCCUAGUGAAAGGGACGUUUGGGUAUUUAGAUCCAGAGUAUUACCAAACAAGUCAAUAUACAGAAAAGAGCGACGUUUACAGCUUUGGAGUAGUACUUCUAGAACUUCUAACAGGGCAACGACCGAUAUCAAUGGAGAGAACGGAGAUGAGAAGAAACUUGGCUUCACAUUUUCUUGCAUAUAUAGGAGCAGACAACCUUGACGCCAUUUUAGACGCCCAGGUUCUGGAGGAAGGUAGAAAAGACGAGGUUAUUGCAGUUGCAAGGCUUGCACGAAGAUGCUUGAAUGUUAGGGGGCAAAUGCGACCAACUAUGAAAGAAGUGGCUAUGGAAUUGGAAAGUUUAGUACUGUCCCAAUCACAUCCAGCUAAUGAUAUGGAGCUCGAAGAAGAAGCAAUAGUGUCUGAAGCAAAGGACGUAGAGUUUUCAGACAUUGAGUACUCAUGGACAAGCCAUGAUCAUGGUAUUGCCUCAUCAUCAUCAGAUGCACAUCCCUUGAUGUCUAAAGACUAAAGAAGUAUGAUUGCACUUCUUUCUCAUUAUAAUUCUCAUGAAUUCUUUUCUUAUGCAUUUUGUGUGGUACUAGAAGACUUCUUGUUUCAUAUGUUAUUUUAUUUUCUAUUUUUGGUGACAAUUGAACUCUUUAGUUCAUAAAUUUAAAUUUAUAAUAUGAUAAUAGAAUUAUUACA